This is a messenger RNA of Tupaia belangeri chinensis (Chinese tree shrew), 715 nucleotides long. RefSeq names its product factor VIII intron 22 protein. NCBI's taxonomy places the organism in Eukaryota, Metazoa, Chordata, Mammalia, Scandentia, Tupaiidae. The annotation marks the transcript as partial. Gene Ontology annotation, cellular component: early endosome. The record is from RefSeq and is a predicted model, not a curated record. Gene Ontology annotation, biological process: vesicle cytoskeletal trafficking. The transcript has a single exon.
CCAGGGUCCGGGCCUGGGCCCGGGCCUGGGCCUGGGCCCGUGCCCGUGCCCCAGACGCCGGCACCCGGCGCGGCCCACGCCCUCACCCUCGCCCUGCCCGCCGCGCUGCUACCCCCGAACGCCAGCUCUGCAGCACCGCGUCCCGCCGCGCUGGGAGCCUUCUCGGACCUCUUGGUCCGCUGCGAGGUGUCCCGCGUCCUGCUGCUGCUGCUCCUGCAGCCACCGCCCGCCAAGCUGCUGCCGGAGCACGCGCACACCCUGGAGAAGUACUCCUGGGAGGCUUUUGACAGCCACGGGCAGGACAGCAGCGGCCAGCUUCCCGAGGAGCUCUUUCUGCUGCUCCAGUCCUUGGUCAUGGCUACCCAUGAAAAGGACACGGAGGCGGUCAAGUCCCUGCAGGUGGAGAUGUGGCCGCUGUUGACUGCCGAGCAGAACCACCUCCUUCACCUCGUUCUGCAAGAAACCAUCUGUCCCUCGGGACAGGGGAUCUGAUGCGUCACGUGAACCACACCACGUUUGCUUUGUUUGGGGCCUCUUACCAAACCUCACGCACCAGUCGUUGCAUUGGGCGAGAAAUGAGAAAAGACAUCCAUCCUGUUUCUACGUCUCAUGUUAUCCCUAUUGCCACCAUGGAAACAGUCCACUGAAAAUUGCCUGUGUCCCAAAUACUGAUUGCCAUGGUAGUGGGAGAAUAAAACAUUGUGAUGCAGCUGGA